Messenger RNA from Periophthalmus magnuspinnatus, 6501 nucleotides. RefSeq names its product RAP1 GTPase activating protein 2a (gene rap1gap2a). NCBI's taxonomy places the organism in Eukaryota, Metazoa, Chordata, Actinopteri, Gobiiformes, Gobiidae. Gene Ontology annotation, cellular component: plasma membrane; cytoplasm. The record is from RefSeq and is a predicted model, not a curated record. Gene Ontology annotation, biological process: activation of GTPase activity; regulation of small GTPase mediated signal transduction. The transcript has 22 exons. Gene Ontology annotation, molecular function: GTPase activator activity. Bases 730 to 2916 code for a protein of 728 amino acids.
GACAUCGCAGGAGCAGAACAUGUGAAGAGGAGGAUGCACUGAGCCACAGGGAUGAAGAGGCACAGGGCGAGAUCUGAGCUUUUAUCUGUUUGUAGAUUCUGUCGUGUCAGACGCAGCUUUAACCGCCACAUCGACCUGAGACGGCGGCGACGCAGAUAGUUCACCUUGAGACGCAGCUGCACCACUUGGACUUUGGGAUUACAACAAAGAAGAGAAGACAUUUGUAACAGGACGUGAGAGGGUGGACGCCGUUCAUGGGACAGGGCCGGACACAGGACUAACGUGUGGACGCCGUUCAUGGGACAGGGCCGGACACAGGACUAACGUGUGGACGCCGUUCAUGGGACAGGGCCGGACACAGGACUAACGUGUGGACGCCGUUCAUGGGACAGGCUCAGACACAGGACUAACGCGUGGACGCCGUUCAUGGGACAGGGCCGGACACAGGACUAACGUGUGGACGGCGUUCAUGGGACAGGGCCGGACACAGGGCUGGACGGCGUAACGUGUGACCCCCUGACCACAGAUUUCAGGCUGUGGUGAAUCCGACUCAAGCUGGAACCGAGCAAAGCAAACCCGGGUACGAGACAGGUGCCCGGGGUCAGUCCCGGCAGCAGCGGUCGUAGCGGCGGCGGCGGCGUCUGCCCCAAACUGUCCCCCACCGAGGAGACGCCCGCCCCCCCCGUCCCCCCCGUCCCCCCCAUCCCGGACCAGAAGGAUCCCAGGACCAUGUCUCAGGCCGGGAGGAGGUUCCACAACAAAAAGGCCGGGAUCCGAGCGGCGGUGAUCCUGAUCGGACUCCUGCACAAGUCGAGGAAAGCCAAAGAGAAGGAGCGAGAGCGAGAGGAGAGCGAAGGGAAACAGGAGCUGCUGAACAUCUCCACUGUCCCACUGGGAGAAUGUCCCCCGUCUCCGCCCCGCACAGCUCCACCCAGUAUGAAGUCUGCAGAGUUCUUCGACAUGUUGGAGAGGAUGCAGGACGACUACAUCCCGUAUCCAAGGAUCGAAGACGUUCUGGAGAAGGGCGGCCCGUAUCCUCAGGUCAUCCUCCCACAGUUUGGGGGUUACUGGAUCGAGGACGCGGAGGCUCCGGCCGGGACGCCGUCCUCCUCAGAGUCCAGUUUCUGUGACGAUGAGGACAGCAGAGACGGCAUGAGUCCAGGAGGGGGCAGCACCUACAGACUGGAGUGUAACAGCACGGCCCGAGCGUAUCGCAAACACUUCCUGGGAAAGGAGCACAUGAACUUCUACUGCACGGGCAGCAGCAUCGGGAACCUCAUCAUGUCCCUGAAGCACGAGGACGCCGACGGACACGAGUUUCUACGCAUCAUUCUCAGAUCGAGGACCAAAACGAUUCACGACAGAAUCUCAUUAGCAGGAAUCAACCAGCUGCCCAGUGUCCCUCAGGUCGCAAAGCUGUUUUGUGACGACGCGACGGGGCUGAAGUUCAACCCCGUCUUGUAUCCAAAGGGCUCUCAGUUGAUCGUGGCCUACGACGAGCACGAGGUCAACAACACCUUCAAAUUCGGGGUCAUUUAUCAGAAGUUUGGGCAGACCUCAGAAGAAGAGCUGUUUGGAAACAACGAAGAAACCCCAGCGUUUAAGGAGUUUCUGAGCGUCCUCGGAGAAAACAUCGAACUGCAGGAUUUUAAAGGGUUUCGUGGGGGUCUGGACGUGUCUCAUGGUCAAACUGGAUCAGAGUCGAUCUACACCGUGUUCAGACAGAGAGAGAUCAUGUUUCACGUCUCCACCAAACUGCCCUUCACCGAGGGAGACGUGCAGCAGCUGCAGAGAAAGCGACACAUCGGGAACGACAUCGUGGCUGCAGUUUUCCAAGAGGAGCCUACGCCUUUUGUACCGGACAUGAUCGCCUCCAACUUCCUCCACUCCUACGUGCUGGUGCAGGCCGAGAACCCCUGCACCGAGGACACCACCUACAAGGUGUCUGUCACGGCGAGAGAAGACGUGCCGCCGUUUGGACCGCCGCUCCCGAACCCCGCUGUUUUCAAGAAGGGUCCAGAGUUCAGAGAGUUUUUACUGACCAAGCUGAUCAAUGCUGAAAACGCCUGCUACAAAUCUGACAAAUUUGCAAAACUGGAGGGUCGGACGCGGGCGGCGCUCCUCGAUAACCUCCACGAUGAGCUGCACCGUCAGAGUCAGACCAUCCUGGGCCUGGGACAAGGAGGAGACGACGACAAACUGGAGAACGGGGGCCACGGCGGGCUGCUCGAGUCGUUUAAGAGGGCGAUGCGGGUCAGGAGCCACUCCAUGGAGACGAUGGUGGGGUCUCACCGCCACAGGAGCCCGGGCGUCGGGGGAGGGGUCCCGGCCAGUUUGAGCGGAGGAGGACUGCCCCAGAGCACCAGCGAAUGCACGAAGAGCACGUUUACUCCUCCUGGUUUAUCGGCCAAGUCUCCUCUGAAAAGUCCAGUGAAGCGACGCUCUGGCCUCUUCCCACGUCUGCACUCGAGCACAGAGAUACCCUCCUCCGACAAGAGCACGCGCAGUGAGCACAAGCCUCUGGAGAUCUGCCCCCUGUCCCAGGACAUGAGGUCAGACACACCCUCCAACCCCAGCUCCCCCGAGAUCUGCCCCAACAAAGAAAGGCCGCUCUUCAAACUGAAGGACUGCAGCGGUGGACGACCAAACAUCUCCAGAUCCUCGUCCAGCACCAGCAGCUUCAGCAGCACCACAGGAGAAACAGAAGCUCUGGACGAGCUCGAGUCUGCCCACCCCCCGUCUGUCUCCUCCUCCUCCGCCUUUAGCCCCGCCCCCAGCGUCGACAGCCAGGGGUCAGGAACACCGGUCAUCAUGUGCCGCAGCCCCACAGCAGACGGGAAGAGUAAGACGUCGCCGAGGUCAAACUUGAAGUUCCGCUUUGACAAAAUGAGCCACUCUUCAACAGCUUCCGAGUAGCUUUGUGGCCCAGACUUAACAGACUUGCACAACAAAGAGACUGACUGCAAAGGCUCAUGGGAGAAAACGUCCAUCCACCAUUACGGCUUCUCUGUCGACCACUUCCUUAAGCCAAGGAUUGUACAAAAACAUGAAGAAGUCUGGAGUCCUUCUGUUGACGAAUACUGUGAGUGUAGAGACGCACUUGAAUCGUUGGCUCUUUGCUGCUUCGUUUUUGUGGCAAAAAUCAGUGAAUAUUUUACUACCAGUUGCUGCAUAUUUGUUAUUCUUUGCAUCAUAUGGACGUCUUGGCGUAGCUGUUGUACUGUGAGUGUCGCUGGCGUCGUUUCAUGCCAGUUUUUAAUAGAAGCACAGAGAGAAAAUAAAUAUUGCUUUUUCAAACUUCGACAUUUCCCAUUUGCCUUGAGUGGUGCGUCUGCUCCUAGUUCCUCCUCUGAAAAUCUAAACACAGAAAUGCCUCUAGACUAGAUCCAUAAAAUGCACCGUCUUAGUAGCACAGCACUGGAGUCCGUCCAUUUUAUAUUUAGCUUUUUUAAUGGUUUUUGUUUUGUUUUUCUUGUAUUUGUAAUGUAUAGCUGCUACAUUUUGAAGCUGAUUGAUUAGUCCACACUGAGUCCGUUGAGUCCAGGUUGGGUCGGUACGGCACAGUUUGGUACGACUUAAAUAUUUGCGUUUCCUUUGUGCUUAAAUCCAUAAAGCUCUUAUACCUCACAGUUAUAAAAGCUGUAUCAUUAGUUACUGUAAUAUUUUUCCUUUUACUUACGUCUUGUGACCGAGCGGAGUGUAUUUAUCCAGAUCUAUCAGCGGUACAGAAUCGUGGAGACUUUCAUGGGUUUCAGUUUCCCGUUAGGCGCCAUUUUGAGGACUUUUGACCAAAUAUAUCGAGACUUUUGGUUUGAACUGUGUCGUGCGUGGUCCAUAUACGCUCAGACAGAUAUUUCCAAAAUCCUGUCAUACGCAAAGAUUAACAGCGGAACUAGUUUAGCUAACGACGACACACCUUCAGUUGUAAAGUCUCAUGAGCAGAGCGGUAGAGCCGGUGAAGUGUCAAGAUCUGCAGCAGCAGUAAACGAAUUGAACCACCAACUUAACUACUGCCAACGAAACAAUGCAAGAUUCAAGCACAAUUUCCUGAGUCGUUUUUUCCAGUAGAAACAGCGUCGUCAGCGUCGUACCUGCCCAACCUGCUCCGGACGCUCUGAACGCUCACGGGACACAAAGGGUCACUGCCAAACUACACUUUAAAAUCAGCCAAAGCGACGCCUUAAUCUGCUUUAGCAUUUUACUGUUCACGACCUGCUCUGUCCAUCAUGUCUGUGUAAAUCCCUCCGUCGUCCAGGUCUGAUCCAUCCUAAAAAAUGAAGUUAAAUGUGUCGACUGGACAAAAACUUGUAGGAGUGAAGACGUUUGGCUGGGCCCUGUUUCUGUUUAAGGAAGGAUUGUGUUUCCAAACAGAAAUAUCUUUAACUCUCCUCUCAAACCAUUUGUUUUCUCUAAAAUCUGCCCCUCACUCUGUUCAAAGGAGUGGUCAGUGUCUUUGAGAUGCAGAUGAACAGCAGACUGUGUCCUGAGCUGCUCUCUCUCAGUGCUGGUUCAUUCUUUUAUGGAGUGGUGUUUAGUUUCAGUGUCUUUAGCGCCUCCUACAGACAGAUAUAAGGCAGUGUCCAGCAGUAAUCUGACCAGAACUGAAGAAGAGACUUUGUCCAGUUGACAGAUUGACUUUUGUCUUCUGUCCGUCAUGUUUCACUGUGAAAGAUCCAUCUUUAGAAUCGUCUUUGCACUUUUUCGAUGUGUUCGUGGUACAUUUAGUGAAGGUUUUGACCUAAAAUACAUGAAUUUCAAUGGGCAUUUGAUCCAUUCUAGGCAUUUUAAGGUUCAUUUUGAGCUAGUAAAAAAGCUGAACCACAAUGACAAACACUUGAAUUUAGUUUUUCUUCUGACUGUACUAUCUGUACUAUCCUGAAUAUCCUAUAGAUACUAGUAUUGCUAACGUGCACACGACGAUAAACUGGUCACGAUGCACCAACUGUGAACUAGACAAAUGUAAUGAAGUAGAUUCGUAAACGCUGCUGGUUUUUUCUUCUGUUGUUGAUGAUUUUUGCUGAAUAUUUCAUCUGGUAAUGUUUUGUUUUUCAAGAGGUCAGUAGGUCGAGGAAAUCAAAGCUCGUUAUUGAACUGAAUUAACUUUUUGAAUACAGUUUUAUUAUUGUAUAAAAGGUUGGGUUCACGUAAAGCCGCGGCACAAACCCAAAGCUUAAAAUGGAGGUAGAUGUCAGAAGAAUUUGAAUUUAAACUUAAAUAAUGAAUACUGGAACUACAGGGACCAAACCUGACGAUGUAAACACAAAUAAAGCAUGAUUUUAGCUCCAAAAAGUCAAAUAUUAAGAUGACGUGAAGCCAUAAUAUCAGCACGAUACGUUUUUAGACCCAAUUCUUAACAAAAAUGACCAUGUUCACUCAGAAAUCUGCAUUUAUUCCUUUUACAAAGUGGUAAAUAGUUUGCUUUAACAUAAUUCUAAAAUCCUCAUCAUUUAAACUUGAACUGGAGAAUCGAUUGUGUCUAAAUUUGAACUGUCAAAUUACAAACUUGUUGAUCUGGUUUAAGUUCACACAAGUUUCAGAAAGUGGUGCCAAUAUUCAAACCCAAAGCUGUGAGUCAGUGAAAAGAACUUUAACCGUGAAGUUUAUCCGGAAAGUUUAUGGAGCCACGGCACAAAUAAUGAUAAUGUUCCAUCAUAAGUUUAAUUUGAACAAGUGUUAUUGUCCCGUAGAGUGAAACAUCAGCAAACUUAUUUAAAUGAAAGUCUAUUUAGAUUAAAGUCUAUUUAAAUUAAAGUCUAUUUAAAAUAAAGUCUAUUUAAAAUAAAGUUUAUUUAAAUUAAAGUUUAUUUAAAUUAAAGUCUAUUUAAAUUAAAGUCUAUUUAAAUUAAAGUCUAUUUAAAUUAAAGUCUAUUUAGAUUAAAUUCUAUUUAGAUGUUGAGCCCGACCUUUUGCCUGUUGUAAACCUGUAAUGACCUCUGUCCAGAUUUAAGAUUUAAUCAAAUACGACAAAAAUAUUCUCUACCCAAAGCUCAUGUGUCGUCUUUUUACUGAACUAAUUUAAAAUCUGUGAAUGAAUCUGUGAAAUGUGGUUCUGCCUUUAACUCAAUGGAUAUUUGGAUUAUUGUAAAAGUACGAAAUGUAAAAAAGGAAUCAGGGAACGUCAUGUUUCAUAUUGUUUUGUCUCUGUUCUUAUAGUUUCCUCUUGUUUUUCAUAUUGUUUUGUCUCUGUUUUUCAUCUUGUUUUUCAUCUUGUUUGUCUUUGUUCUUAUUGUUUUGUCACUUUUGUUCAUUAUUUUGUUGCAGGUUUUGCCAAAAAUGCCGUGGGCUUAUCUGUGUUUUUAAAAAUGCCUAAUUUAUUGACCUUUUCUUACACUGAUGUCCUUUACACGUGUAAAUGCAGAGUACGCUUGUUCUUAGAGUUUAAAGAAAGGAUAUAUAUAGUUUAAGAGCCGUCUCAUGUUUAUGUAUAUUUGGUUAUGUAUAUUUGGUUAUGUAAUGUGCCAUGGAGAGUUUAUUCUAAAAUAAAAUGUUGUAUUUUGUGUC